GUGCUUCCUCAGUUCAUGAUCAUGGUGUUGAUCUCCUAUCUCGAUCGCAGCAAUAUUGGCAACGCGAGAGUGUUUGGCUUUGAAGAAGGCCUCAACUUGACUGGUCAUCAGUUCAACGACAUCAGUACUGUAUUCUAUGCAACUUACGUCGUCUUCGAAGUCCCGUGGGUCAUGGCCGUGAAGCGUUAUGGAGCCAACACUGUCCUCGGCAUAGCACUAGUAUUGUGGUCAACAGUGACUUUGUGCACCGGAUUCGUCCAGAACUACGCACAGUGCAUCGUGGUUCGACUACUCCUCGGUGCGGCCGAAGCAGGGCUGUUUCCCGCUCUGUCGUUUAUCAUUUCCACCAUCUGGGAUCGAGGGAAUCAGGCCAAGCGAGUCAGCUUGCUCUACAUGUCCAGUGCUGCGAGCGGCGCCGUUGGUGGCCUUUUUGCAUAUGGGAUACAAUCUAUGGGUCGUCAGAAAGGCCUCGACGCCUGGAGGUGGCUCUUUAUCGUCGAGGGUGCGAUUAGCCUCUUCAUAUGUACUUUGGUCUGGUUUACUCUACCCAAGAAUGCGGAGGAAGCCUGGUUCUUGAACGCCUCCGAAAGAGCUGUCAUGCGAGCUCGCAAAGCACGAAAUUCGCUCUACAUUGGAUCUGACGAGUUCGACUGGAAGUACGUAAAACAGGCUUGCACCGACCCAUUCGUCUACGCCUCAGCAAUUUUAUUAUUCUGUUCCUCGAUUCCUCUCUUCGGAUUCGGGACGUUCCUUCCCACCAUUAUCAAAGGCCUCGGCUACGAGGGUCUCGCACCGAAUUACCUCUCCAUACCAUGUUACGUGCUCGCGGCGAUUUCACUCAUCACCUGGACCACACUAUCGGAUCGCCUCAACAAACGAGCAUUAUUCGCAUUUCUCGCACCGAUACCAUGUGUCAUUGGCUAUGCCAUUGUGGUCGGCACCCCAUCCGCCUCACUGGGCUUCUUCGCCAUGUUUCUCUGCGCCGCAGGAAUCUACCCUUACAACGCUCUAAUUUUCACCUGGGUGUUGAAUAACUUGAGUCCCGACUGGAAGCGAUCCGUGGGCGCACCGCUGUUCGCUUCCUUGGCGAAUCUCAGUGGCGUGGUCAGCAGUCAGAUUUAUCCCUCGAGCGACAGUCCGCGUUAUUUGAAGGGGAAUGCGAUCUCGCUUGCUAUGGAGGCUAUUGCGUGCGGAGGGGUUCCUUUGGUGUGGUUACUGCUCAAGCGACGUGAACAAGCGAAGGAGCGAGCGUUGCGUGAAGGCAAGGCCGAUAAUGGGUAUGGAGAAGAGGAUCGGGGCUUGAAGUUUAGGUACGCUUUGUAA
Messenger RNA from Sphaerulina musiva SO2202, 1323 nucleotides. RefSeq names its product MFS general substrate transporter. Gene Ontology annotation, molecular function: transmembrane transporter activity. The transcript is spliced from 4 exons. Gene Ontology annotation, biological process: transmembrane transport. Bases 16 to 1323 code for a protein of 435 amino acids. The record is from RefSeq and is a predicted model, not a curated record. Gene Ontology annotation, cellular component: membrane. Lineage: Eukaryota; Fungi; Ascomycota; Dothideomycetes; Mycosphaerellales; Mycosphaerellaceae.